Molecule: messenger RNA, 3313 nt
Organism: Drosophila grimshawi
Lineage: Eukaryota; Metazoa; Arthropoda; Insecta; Diptera; Drosophilidae
Product: adenylyl cyclase X E
Exons: 12
Coding region: 18-3290 (1090 amino acids)
Biological process (GO): cAMP biosynthetic process; intracellular signal transduction; adenylate cyclase-activating G protein-coupled receptor signaling pathway
Molecular function (GO): adenylate cyclase activity
Source: RefSeq, a predicted model, not a curated record
UUUUUAGUUAUAGUGAAAUGGUUUGCAUAUUCGAUUUUAGCAAAGAGAUCGCCUGGGAGCGAGGCUACCUAAAGAAAAAAUGCCUUCAGUUGGGUGUGGAACAAGAAUAUGGUUCGUACGAGAGACGGCUGCGCUGCAGCUCGACCGGUGUGUUUAUCUUCCUGCACACUGCUUUGACUGCGCUUCACUGUAUCCUGCUGUUAUGGACAUGUGACUAUUGUGAAAUAAUUUAUUUCGAUGUUUUCUUGUAUCUGGUCAAUGCAACACUCACGAUUCUGGUGCUGAGUACCAACUUUAACGAUAAGUUUGUGGAGGCACAUAGUUGGAUAAUGCUUGUCACAUCACUGGCUGUCGUUUUUCUGAUGGUUGUAGUGGAUCUAAUACUUCACUUGUAUCAUUAUUAUUUUAACGACUGGAAUAUCGGCACGUUCUACGAUACAUACGUUCUUCUAAUGAUAUAUUUAUUUCUCCCCGUUCCCUUUCUCAAAUGGCCGAUUAUACUUGGAUGUUCGGUAUCUAUAAUCUACACCAUUUAUAGGUUUUGUUACACAUCUACCAGGUAUCCCAUCGUGGAGUUCUUCGAUGCUACGAAUAUGCUUCAUCAUUUGUGCCUCAAUAUUAUGGGCAUUUUUUAUCGCGGGAUAAGCGAUAUCGUUUUGCGCUCUUCGUUCCUCGAUCGUUAUCAGUAUGUGAUGGAGGAUGUUUCGCUACGCAGUGCACGUAAGCGGGAGAAACUCCUGCUGGACAGCAUUCUUCCACCUCAAAUAGCACGACCCUUCCAAGCGGACAUUCGCAAUCGCAUUGCCUUGGCGGGCAAACGAAAUCGAAAAUCUAUCCAGAACAUGAGCCAGCAUAUUAUGGCUAUUGAAAGUCAUACCGAUGUCACUAUCCUGUACGCAGAUGUUGUCAACUACACCCAUCUAACCACAACUCUGACAGUAAAUGAACUUGUCACUCUGCUGCAUGAUUUAUAUGGCAGAUUUGAUGUUGCAGCCGGACACUUCAAUGUGCAACGCAUCAAAUUCUUAGGUGACUGCUACUAUUGUGUGGCAGGUCUGACACGACCUAAUCCGGAUCAUGCCAAGUGUUGUGUCGAACUGGGACAUUGUAUGAUUGCAAACAUUCGGGAAGUUCAACAGCACAGAAAUCUGAACAUUGAUAUGCGUAUUGGUGUACACUCUGGCUCAAUACUGGCCGGCGCUAUAGGCAUAGCAAAGUUGCAGUUUGACAUUUGGGGAAAUGAUGUGGAUAUUGCGAAUCUAUUGGAAUCGACAGGCUUGCCCGGACAUAUUCAUAUCAGUCAAAGGACACUUGACAUGAUGAUCGACCACUCGUACGAGAUUCUACCCGGCACCCAGGAGGCCCGCGAUAAUCCCUAUUUGCAAAGUAACAGAAUUCGAACGUAUCUCAUUGCUGGCAUCGAUAUUUACAUAGUUGACUAUGAAUUCUCAAGUAAGGAGUCCAUUAGCUUCGAUAGAAACUCCCUUAAUGAUUCGCACAAUGGAAUUGUCCUAGAGCUGCGUAAGGAGCUUGCGAAUCUGCCAACUGGUGCUUUUCACAUUAAGAAUCUUCUUGGAUUUUUCAAAAAGAAACAAACAAAGUAUGAUCGCCCAUUGUUCGGAUUUUUCUUACUGCACUUUUUCGAUCCUCGUCUCGAGUAUAAAUAUAUGCGACAGCCAGAUUAUUUGUUAAGGUACAGCGUACUGCUAUCAUGGUGUGUUGGCAUCAGUUUAAUCUACAUACAGAUGAUAUCAAAUAGUGGCCGUGAAUCCAAUCACUAUUUUGUUGUCGCCAGUUUUAUAAUAAUGAUGACCCUGCAGCUCUUCAUAACUUGGUACAAGAAAGUCUGCCAUUGGCGAUACAAAAAAGUGCCUACUCACAAGUUUUCCAGCUUUAGUUGUUUGAUAUUUCGCAUUGCGGACUUCAUUGAACGGAAUCUCAUUAUACGAAUGGUUAUGUACAUGCUCACUAUAAUAUCAUACUACUGUGUUAUAGCUCUGGUGCUGAUGGACUGUGAUAUUAAGAUGUUCGAGUUGGCGCAUAUUGAGAGCAAGCUGUAUCAUUAUGAAUCAGAUCCAUAUCUCUGCUUUCAGCCCUGGGUACUCACAGACAUGGUAUGCUUAAUAUUGGGCAUUAGUAUGCUAUUCGCACGUAUACCCUGGAUGGUAAAGAUCAUAGUUAGCACACUGGAAGUGGCAACGUAUUUGCUUCUUAUGCUUUUUCAAUUUGAAUACAUUAUUCAUCAUAGCAGCACAACGAAUCCAUACUUUCAAUCAGAAUAUGCGCACAGCUUGAUUCUUGUAAUUACAUUGAUAAGCCUAUAUUUUAUGCAGCGACAGGCGGAGUUUAACAACAGGGUCAACUUUAACUGGAAAAUGGAGCUGAUAAGAAAACAGCAGGCUGCGAAUAUCACCAAUAAAUCGAUAACUAUUUUACUGAAAAACAUAUUGCCAUCCCAUGUCGUCAAUGUCUAUCUGACAUCGCUGGCCAAAAACGAGCUUUACCAUGAAGACUACAAAAUGGUAUCCGUUAUGUUCGCCUCCCUUCAAAAGAUUCAAAUGGAUUUGCCCAAUUUGCGUAUUCUCAACGAGAUCAUUUGCGAAUUUGAUCAAGUCUUGUCCCAUUAUAGGAAAGGCUUCUCAGUGGAUAAGAUCAAAAUUGUGGGCAGUACUUAUAUGGCAGCCUGUGGACUGGACCCACGAUUCUCCAGUUCUCUGUACGAGCGGAAAAGCUCAUAUGAAUAUUCUUAUAAUGCUUAUCGUAACCGACGCCUUACUCAUUUCGCUAAAGAAAACAAGUCGAAUGACGACAUAAGUGUGCAGAAUGAAGAAGUGGUCUUUGUACUAACUGCUUUUGCAUUGGAUCUAAUGCGAACUGUGUGGGUGUGCAACAAUGUCUAUGACAGAUUUCCCACCGAUCGUCAAUUGUCUGUUGGUGAACUGACCAUUGGCAUAUCCAGUGGCGAGGUAAUGGCCGGCGUUGUCGGUGCCUCCCAGGUGCACUAUGAUAUCUGGGGAAACCCUGUGAAUAUGGCAUCACGCAUGAAUUAUACAGGAACUGCCGGCAAGAUACAUCUAACCAAGGAGAGUGCCUUAAUACUGGACAAAUACGGAAUACAAUGUGACUACCGUGGCAUGACCUUUGUCAAGGGUCGUGGCGAGCUACCGACCUAUUUUGUGGGCAUCGACGAGAACUAUGAGUUCAAGCACACUCCAGCGUACGCCGAGGGGAAAGUAUCGAUAUUUGUACCAGAGGACAAUAAUCUUAAUGAUACCGAUUCUAAUGAAUGAUUUAGAUAUAUAUUUUGGCCACG